CACACAUGGAACAUCAUUCGGGAUCUCAGCAAUCGACUCCCGAAGCGAGUGGGAUGUCUGCGUUGUUCUCAGAGUGUUUGGGGGCGACCGGGGCCGCUCUGUCCCCCCAGACGUGGGUCCUUCUCCUCACUUUCCUUGUCUUGCUGGGCUGGUACAGUGUUUCACCAUUUGGGAUUUUUGAACGGCUUGGAAUUCCAGGGCCAAGGCCAGUGCCAUUCUUGGGAACAUUCUUACAUUACAGAAAAGGUAUUUUUAAAUUUGAUGAAGAAUGCUACAAGAAGUAUGGCAAUAUCUGGGGGAUUUAUGAUGGGCGACGGCCUCUUCUCUGCAUUAUGGAUCCUGACCUGAUUAAAAUUAUCUUCAUAAAAGAAUUCUACACUUUGUUCACCAACAGGCGGGGUUUUGGUCUGAGUGGGCCACUGGAGGACUCUAUCAUAAUUGUCACAGAUGAGCAAUGGAAGAAACUCCGAACUGUGCUUUCACCAAUGUUCACCAGUGGGAGGAUGAAAGAGAUAUUUUCAAUAAUUAAUCACUACACACAAAACCUUGUGAAAAUGGCUGAAAAGAAAGCGAAGCUGAAUGAAGCUGUCAACCUGAAGGAGGUCUUUGGUUCAUACAGUAUGGAUGUAGUCGCUAGUACGUCAUUCAGUCUGGAUAUUGACUCCAUCAAUAAUCCCGACGACCCACUUGUCACCAAUGUCAAGAUAUUUACAGAUUUUUCCUUCUUCAGCCUUGACCUUCUUUUGAUUUUGAUAUUUCCUUUCUUUAUUCCAAUCCUGCAAAAAUUAAAUUGGGGCUUCUUCCCAAAAGGUGUGACUGAAUUUUUCAUAAGAGCUGUGUUAAAUAUGAAGGCAAAGAGGCAAAAAGGCAUACACAACGAUCAGGUGGAUUUUCUGCAGCUGCUGGUUGAUUCUCAAGCAACAGCCACCAACGCAGAUCAGCAGAACGAUGCCAACAAUUCAACACAUAAUGCUCUGACUGACAAGGAGAUUCUGGCACAGUGCAUCUUCUUUAUCUUGGCUGGGUACGAGACCAUCAGUAACACGCUUUCUUACCUUGGGUACAAUCUGGCCAUGCAUCCAGAUGUACAGAAGAACUUGCCCUCUAGACUUCACGAAAGCUUCCCUAUGAAGGCUCCUCCCACAUAUGAUGAUGUGAUGCAGCUGGAGUACCUGGAAAUGGUGAUAUCUGAAACACUGAGGUUGCAUCCUGCUGUUGUCCGUUUGGAAAGAGUCUGCAAGAAAGAUAUCAAGAUCAAUGGGGUGACCAUUCCAAAGAACACUGUAGUUGUGGUGCCUGCUUAUGUCUUGCACCAUGAUCCAAAGUACUGGCAAGAACCUGAAGAGUUCAGACCUGAGAGGUUCAGUAAAGAGGAAAGGCAGUCUCAGAAUCCUUCCAUCUUCCUGCCAUUUGGGAUGGGUCCUCGGAAGUGCGUUGGGAUGCGAUUUGCUCAACUUAUGAUAAAGAUGUCGAUUGUUUCUCUCCUGCAGCACCUGACUUUUGUGCCAUGCAACGAGACACCAAUCCCAUUAGAACUGGAUGUGAAAGGACCCAAGCGUCCGAAAAAACCUAUAAUUUUGAAAUUUGUGUCACGAGUAGAUGCUGAUUCAAAGGAAUAA
Messenger RNA from Pristis pectinata (smalltooth sawfish), 1619 nucleotides. RefSeq names its product cytochrome P450 3A30-like. Bases 6 to 1619 code for a protein of 537 amino acids. Gene Ontology annotation, molecular function: iron ion binding; heme binding; steroid hydroxylase activity. The transcript has 14 exons. The record is from RefSeq and is a predicted model, not a curated record. Lineage: Eukaryota; Metazoa; Chordata; Chondrichthyes; Rhinopristiformes; Pristidae.